AUGUUAACAACAUCAGAUGAACUCUUGGGAAUUACUGUUAACAUUAUCAGCAAAAGUUCAGCCAGAGUGUAUGAAAAUAUUACAUUAGAUGCAGGUCAAGAGGUCAGGUCAGAUACAUUUUUAGACAAAACUUCCAAUCAAUUGAUGGUGCUUACAGAAACAAUGUUGCUAAAACUACCAGUAGCUAACUGUAGUCAGUUUACCACAUGUGAUGAGUGCAUCAGACCAACUGGAGACCAAGAUGGAGACCCAUAUUGUGGUUGGUGUACACUGCAGAAAAUAUGUACCAGAUUUAAAGAAUGUAAAAGCUCUUAUUGGUUGCCUGGCAACACUGCACAAUGCAUACAGAUUACAGAUGUUGAGCCACCAUUCGUCCAUUACACAGAUGAACAUGUCAAAGUAAAAUUAACUGUUGAGCAACUCCCACCAUUAAAUGCCAACCAAAAUUAUAGUUGUAAAUUUGGUGAUUUUGUGUCACCUGGACUGAAAGAUGGAAAAACGAUCACCUGCACAUCACCACCUAGAACACAAGUGCCACAGAUACCAAACAAAGAAGCUGCUGUGGAAGUUUCGUUAUCUGUGCAUUCAUCUCAAACUGAUGUUGAUUUUGUUACCACUCAAUUCAGGUUCUUUGAUUGCAGUGCCAUCACAUUUUGUUCCGAAUGUGUUACCAGCUUUACCUGUGAUUGGUGUCUCUAUGGCAACACAUGUACCCAAAAUGCAUCAGCAUUCUGUAGUACGGAUGAUCAAGUGAUCUUGAAUGGCAAUGCAACUGUGACACCAGUUCCUGGUGGUAUGAAAGGUCAUGAUUCAUGUCCACAAAUUAUCCGUCAAACCAAUGAAGAACUGAUUCAUGCGAGUCUAGUGAAAGAAGUCCGUAUACCUGUUAAGAAUUUACCAAAUGCAACAAAAGUCCCCAUUGUCUAUGAGUGUGUGCUGACAAUUGAGGGGAAAACGUCAAAUAUUCCGGCGUCUGUUGAGGAAUCUAAUAUUACUUGUUCCCAAUACACAGUAAGACUUUAUCCUUGUGUGAUACAUCUUUACUCAGCACUUUAA
Messenger RNA from Anneissia japonica, 1056 nucleotides. Its product is annotated as plexin-B-like. The transcript has 9 exons. Bases 1 to 1056 code for a protein of 351 amino acids. Gene Ontology annotation, cellular component: semaphorin receptor complex. The record is from RefSeq and is a predicted model, not a curated record. Gene Ontology annotation, biological process: negative regulation of cell adhesion; regulation of cell shape; semaphorin-plexin signaling pathway involved in axon guidance. Lineage: Eukaryota; Metazoa; Echinodermata; Crinoidea; Comatulida; Comatulidae. Gene Ontology annotation, molecular function: semaphorin receptor activity; protein binding.